This is a messenger RNA of Gigantopelta aegis, 5536 nucleotides long. RefSeq names its product upstream stimulatory factor 2-like. The record is from RefSeq and is a predicted model, not a curated record. The transcript has 8 exons. Gene Ontology annotation, biological process: regulation of transcription by RNA polymerase II. NCBI's taxonomy places the organism in Eukaryota, Metazoa, Mollusca, Gastropoda, Neomphalida, Peltospiridae. Gene Ontology annotation, molecular function: DNA-binding transcription factor activity, RNA polymerase II-specific; protein dimerization activity; RNA polymerase II cis-regulatory region sequence-specific DNA binding. Bases 101 to 1018 code for a protein of 305 amino acids.
GUCACAUGUUCAUUUUUCCAUCUCACAUGACCUGUUGUUUGGCCCCGUGAUCAAGCUUGCUUUAUUUCCUGGCAAAUUCAAACAUCAAUCAAAAAGUCACAUGGAUAUGCUAGAUCAGGCACUGGAUUCCAGUCAUAAAAAUGGAUCGCCUGUUAAUGAUGAAUCUGACCACUUGGGUGUACAUCAGGGCUGUCCAGAUGAAGAAUCACCUGAGGAACAAGCUGUCGCCAUUGCUAGUGUAGCACCCAAUCAAACAACCUUGACCCUUGACCCUUCCCAGGUCCAAUAUCAGUUAGGACAAGGUCCCGUCACAUAUCGUGUUGUACAGGUGUCGCAGGAUGGGCAGGAAGCCACGGCCCAGGUGGUCACCUCAUCACCGUUUGUGGCCGGGCAACAGGCCAUAGUCCAAAGUCCAUUCAGCAAUGGAGGAAGUCCCACCCCCGACCAGAACGAAGCCCGUUUCACCUAUUUCCCACAGGUGGCAGCAGCGGGUGAUAACGUGGCCACCACCGACGCAGUCAACGUGGUGUCAGCAUUGGGAUCGGUGUCGACGACGGGAGGUCAGUUUUAUGUGAUGAUGUCACCACAAGAUGUGUUACAAGGUCAGAGGAAUAUCGCCCCUCGGACGUCGUUCUCUCCCAAGAUUGAAGGACGCUCCACACGAGAUGAUAGGAGAAGAGCCACACACAAUGAAGUUGAAAGGCGUCGGCGAGACAAGAUCAACACAUGGAUCGUACAGCUGUCUAAACUGGUGCCCGACAUUACCCUGGAGAGUACCAAGUCCGGACAGAUCCCCGCCAGCAGCAAAGGUGGAAUACUGGCGAAAGCGUGCGACUAUAUCACGGAGCUGAGAAACGCAAACGCCCGAAUGGGGGAAAGUUUAAAAGACACGGAACGGAUUUCGGUUGACGCUGAACUUCUACGCCAGCAGUGUGAGGAAUUGAAACAGGAGAACAAUAUUCUGCGUACUCAGCUGCAGCAACACGGGAUAGUGCCACAGGACUUGGCACCCUCAUAACAUCGGCCACUCCCUGUGCGUCCACACCUCACCCACCACGAUAAAAACAAAACAAAGAUAAUUGUUACUGUGUGCGCCUUUGUGAUGGGAAGAUAAUCGUAAUGUGCGUCUUCACUUCACCCACUACGAUAAAAACAAAACAAGGAUAUUUGCUAGUGUGUGCGCCUUUGUGACAGGAAGAUAAUCAUAAUGUGUGUCUCACUUCGCCCACCACAAUAAAAACAAAACAAGGAUAUUUGCUAGUGUGUGCGCCUUUGUGACAGGAAGAUAAUCAUAAUGUGUGUCUCACUUCGCCCACCACAAUAAAAACAAAACAAAGAUAAUUGCUAGUGUGUGCGCCUUUGUCACGGGAAAAUAAUCAUGAUGUGUGUCUUCGUGGCAGAUAAUCAACAAGUGCAUUGUGGGAUUGCUAUCAGAUUUUUUCUUUCUUUCUGUUCGGAGAUCAGUUGUGUUGAAGAAUAAUUGUGGGUAGAAAUCACUGAGGAAAUAUCUCGAUAUUAAUACGUGUUUUAGUUUACAGCUGAAAUUCUGUAAAGGUUACCAAUCUGCAGGGAUCGAAUUUAAUGUUGGCACCGACAGCAAUUGCUGUCGUUGAGAUGUAAAUUGCUGUGCGUUAGGAGUAUCACUGAUGGCACGUUUGUUCCGUUUUAAGAAUUUCUGCCAUCGGUAAAAUUCAUCAACAACAGCACAAUGAAUAUAUUUGGUAUACAUUAUCUGCCAGUAUUUAACAUUUAUGCAAUAACCUUUCAGUCAUAUUUAUUUGCAGCAAAAGUUACUUUAUUAAAAACUGUCAUAGACUGGCUCAGAAUUGCUGUUGGUAGGCCAUUACUUAAGUUCGAGCCCUGAAUCUGUAAGUCAUCUUUAGGUAACUAUUCUAUGUAUCAAUAACAAAUCGGGGUUGACCCUGUAAUAAAUUUUCAUUGAGCCAGUUUUCAUAUAUGUAGAGUAUUUCCUUGAACAUUACAUAAGAUUUGUUAAUUUAAGGAAUAAUUUAUUAGCCAAAAACGAAAUUGUUUAGCCACUUUGUUCUAAAAUUGGCUAAUUUGGCAAUGGACAGGGUGAGCCCUGCACAAUUUAUUUGUGAAACAACAAGCAAAAAAACCCUCGAUAUAUAAUAAAAUUUUAAAAUCCAAAACAUUGGUUUUGAAAUUUUUGACUAAAGUUCAGUUUUCGACAAUCGGAUCCAUGAACACAUGACAUUUCAGAAAUAAAACCCCACGUUUAAUGGAUCAUUUACAUGACCUUUACAUCUCAGUUCAUCUGUAGAGCACAGCAUUUCUUGAGUCUCUCACUGAUUGUGUAUGACAGUCAUCCAGUAUUUACUAGUUCAAUAACUUGCACAGCUCUUUAUUUGCUGCUUGUACUUGUUUCGAAAACUCGUUAGAAAGUACAGUAGAAUCUCAUUGGGUUGAACUCUGAAGGGUCGAAAUUUGGCGUAACUCUUGAACCAGCAAUAAAGUCCCGAGUUACACAUAGGCCUACACGUUGUUGAUCAAGUGGUUAGGUCGAAUUCUGAAGGGUCCAAUACAGCGCAACGCUUGAACCAAAAACGUAGUCUCGAGUUGCACUUGAACAUUGUUGACCGAAUGUUUAGGUCGAACUACCUGAUGGGUCAAGCACCGAUGGGGUUCGAGCCAAUGGGAUUCAACUGUACUUGUACUGUAGAUAAUAAACGGGCAUCAGAUUUGGGGAUUUUUAGGAUUUCACUGUGUUCGUAAAUUUGCUUAAUAUAGAUAUUUUGUGAUUCCAUUUCACAAUGUUAUGCUUCGGAUCCUAAUUCUGGAAUUUGCGGAAGCAUUGGAAUCCUGUAAACUUUGCAGCCCGAUAAAUAUAUUUAGAGUAAUACUUUUACCGAGAAAUAUAUUUAGAGUAAUACUUUUGCCAGGAAAUAUAUUUAGAGUAAUACUUUUGCUGACAAAUAUAUUUAGAGUAAUACUUUUGCUGACAAAUAUAUUUAGAGUAAUACUUUUGCAUAGAAAUAAUGUUCAAUCAAAAUUGAUUCUUAUAAUUUUGAGAAUCGAAUGAGUCUGUGUAUAUUGUUUGGGUUUUCCAGGCCUAAAUGUGUGUAAUAAUUGUACCUCGGGUUGUGAGAGUAAAUGAAUAUCCUGUUGUAUACAAUAACUAAAUGAAUGGUGCAUGAAUUGACAAGCUCUGAUUCUUCUUAGCUGAAUACAAUUCACUUUGAUUGGAAGGAAUUUGAAAGCUGCACCCUAACUUAACAAUGAUGUAUAUUUGUUCAGCUCUCUAGAUAUAUUAACUUUUCCAUCUAGGAGCCAGGUAGGGCCUACUUGUAUUUUUAUAUAGGUAGUAUGAAACAUUUUAGUCGCCAAAUGAAAAAAAUUAGUCACAAUGUGGAGGGCUGAUGUUGUAAUUAUACCUUUAUACGGAGGACAAUAUUUCAAAAUCUUAGAUAACUGGAAGUCGGUUCAUAUGAGUUUUACUUAGGUAACCAAUUGUUCUGUUACGUGAAUAUAGUUCUCGUAACCAAUGAGUCAGGCCUACUUAAUCCUAAAACACUUGAACUACGGUUCUGUGCUACAUUGGUGUUUCAAAAAUAUAAACUGAUUUUCACUUUCAUUACUGAUAUAUGGUACUUUUAAUUUUAGAAUGUAAUUGUUCACCAUGUAACUGAUUGACUGUUCUCGUUAUUUUAAAGUUGCAUAACCGACACGCGAACAGAACAACGGUCCUUGUGGAAUAUUGUGCCCUGUUUAUACAUACAUCAGUGUUCAUUUUUCAGAAGAUAGAAAAAUUUCUCUGGAUGUUUAUGGAAUUUCCACACUACCUAAAAUCUGUUCUUGUGUUUGAACUUUGGUUAAAAGCUCACAGUAAUCAUAUCAUUAGUUUUCAAGUCCAUGCAAAUUUUCUAAAUAUUUUUUCCAUGUCAUUUUUAUCUCUUUCUUUUAGCUGUAUUUCUUUUCAUACAUAUUCUGACCUCUGACCCUACUGCAUUUUCCCUCUUAGUCUUAUGGACUAGCCCGAUCAUCCCAACAUAGCUGUAAUCUGCUGUUAUUCAUUGUCAUCUGUGCUCAAUGCUUAUAUAUUUAUAUCACUGCUUUAAAAAUGCUUUUCUUUUUACAAUUAUUUGAAUUUUAUUUCCAUUUGAAUUGGAGCAUAUAUUGAUACCUCACAAAGAACUUUGACAUUCUUUUAAAUGUGUUCACCCACCAGUGUACAUGUAUUAGAGUUAAGAGGGUGUAUACCACCAAAUAAAAUCCUGUAGAUAAUCGUAGUAGCAUAUUAUGUGUGUAUUAGUGCUACAAGCAAUGUUUUAGUGAACAUGUACACCACAGAUGUAAAGAUUACAAUACCUCAGCCUUAAAAUAAAUCAAAAAGAAUGGGUGUGUCAAGCCAAUAGUUUUCCAGAUUUAACAGACCUGUAGCGUCCUUUACAACCCCAGUCCCGCACAAGAACAUAGGAUUGGAUUUGAUACAGUUUUUGUGAUGUUUCGACAAAAUGUGUGGGGGGAAAUCUGACAUAAAAAUAAGCUUACCAAAUUUUUUUGGUCUGAUAAAAGUGUGGUGAAGGAAUGCAGAGAAGCAGAGAUGAAACUGGAAUCAAUCUGGAAUGAAUAACCCACUUGAUGACAGGUCCUGUCACAUACAUUGGCAUAUCUCUAGUGGCAUUUGAGGCACUAUCAAGUGCUCUAUACUUAAAACUUUGACUCGAAUUUACGAAGCGUGUUUUUUUUUAAACACUGGUUUUUUUAAGCAAUGUAAAUGUAUGUAGUUACACUCGUGUAAGACCUAAACACUGGUGUUUUUAAGCAAUGUAAAUGUAUGUAGUUACACUCGUGUAAGACCUAAACAGGCUUUGCAGUGUUCGAAAUAAGCACUUGUCCGUUUGCCCUGACAAGUGAAAAUCUAUUCAGACAAGCAAAAUGUAACUUGGUAGUUGUCCAGUGGACAAGUAAAAAAUUUCAGUGUAGUUUCUCUCUCUCUCUCUCUCUCUCUCUCUCUCUCUCUCUCUCUCUCUCUCUCUCUCUCUCUCUCUCUCUCUCUCUCUCUCUCUCUCUCUCAUUUUAAUCCACACUAUUCUAUUCUGUUAUGUUUUUCUUUCAUUCUCUUUUGUGUGCUGUUUGUUUCCAUAUACAUUGAGAUCUUGUUUUCACUUCUUUAAAAUUAUUUUUGUUCAUUCCAUUAGUGUGUUUUAACUAUAUAUAAUUUUCUAGUGAUAUUGUUCCCUUCCUAUCAUCUUUUUUGUUGUUGUUGUAAACAAUAUGGUGCUCGAUUGUGUUUCAGUUUUAAGUGUGGGGGAAUGUUGGCUUUUCUUUACAUUUUAUUCUCUUCAAGAGUUGCAACCUAAUUUACAAAAAGUAUUUGUUAGUUGUGUGUGCCCUUCCUAAACAGCCGUGUAUAUUUAAUAGUUUACAACAAAUACAGUUUAACAAUGCACUGACCGGCCUCGGUGGCGUCGUGGCAGGCCAUCGGUCUACAGGCUGGUAGGUACUGGGUUCGGAUCCCAGUCGAGGCAUGGGAUUUUUAAUCCAGAUACCGACUCCAAACCCUGAGUGAGUG